UUUUCUAAAAUUUAUCGACUUUUUCUUUACAAAUUUUAAGAAACCUUAUUUUGUUUUUUUUAAAAAAAAUUGUUUGAUUAGAAUGGAUACAUGGAAUCAAUUAUUGCAACAAAGUCAUAAAAAAAAUUAUCGAAGUAUUGGUGGGUUUCUUUACAACCGAAUAUGCAAUAUUUUUUCGUGCACGUAAUGAAUAUGUUUAUAAAAUCUAAUACAUUUACCUGUCAGUUUAUGUACAAAUGACAAAUCUUCGAAGGAAUGGAGAACCUUCAUUACACAAUAUAAGAUUUCAUGAUUUUAUUAAAGAUGAUUCAAGACAUUUGUCAUUUUUAAUGGCAUUUAAUGAUAACCAAUUACAUGGUGAUAUUAAAUCAAAUCCUAGUGCUCAAUUAAGCUGGCAAAUGCCAACAACAAAGGAAAUUUAUAAUUUAUUAGGAAGAUUUUAUAUUGUUGCGUCACCAAAAAAAAUAACAAGAUUCCCUCCGCCCAAACUUGGUACGGAAUUAAUGAAUUCAGAAAUAUCGGCUCAAGAACAUUGGGAAUCAGUUAGAAGACAAGUUUGGUCAUCAUUAUCAUCACAAACUCGUGCAACUUUUACAUGGCCUCCAUCAGGAGAAAUACCAAAACAUGGAGACAAAGCAUUUAAAUGUCUAAAGUUAGAUUCUAUGCUUGACAGAAACAUUAGUUUAGAUAAUCCUGAUAAGGUUAAUCAUGAAGUUGCUUUCGAUAAUUUUUGCUUGCUAGUUUUUAGAAUUAAUGAAGUUAUAAGGUUUGAAUACGGAAUUUUUCCUCCAAAGAGAAUGAUUUAUAGACUUGUCAAUGAUGAAUGGAUAGAAGAAGAAACGAACCCAUAAACAAUAAUUAUAUUAGACAUAAAAACAAUUUUCUAGUAAGAAGGUUUAAUUUUUAUUUGAACAAUUAUACCAUCUUUAUCACGUGCCGCUUGCGUAGAUUCAAUUUCCGGUGCUAGAGAAGUUUUAUUCUAUAUUUGUGAAGUUGAUUUUCACAUAAAUGGUAAUAAAGCAUUAGAAAAUUAGACUAUAAAUUAUAAAGAUUAUAAAAUAAAAUUAUAUUUACCCAUUUAGUU
Rhizophagus irregularis DAOM 181602=DAOM 197198 is the source of this 1084-nucleotide messenger RNA. NCBI's taxonomy places the organism in Eukaryota, Fungi, Glomeromycota, Glomeromycetes, Glomerales, Glomeraceae. The record is from RefSeq and is a predicted model, not a curated record.